This is a messenger RNA of Patiria miniata (bat star), 708 nucleotides long. RefSeq lists its product as uncharacterized. The transcript has a single exon. The coding region runs from base 1 to 708 and encodes 235 amino acids. The record is from RefSeq and is a predicted model, not a curated record. Lineage: Eukaryota; Metazoa; Echinodermata; Asteroidea; Valvatida; Asterinidae.
AUGCUUAGGAAAAAGCAUGAGACGCCAAAAGUGAACUAUGACCGGAGGGCAACCAACCCUUGCAUCCGGGAGAAUGAGUUCGUGUGGGUGUUCAACCCCGCGAAAAAGAAAGGGGUUAGCCCCAAACUUCAGUUGAAGUGGGAGGGGCCGUUUCUGGUACUGAAGAAACUUUCGGAUGUGGUGGUUCGCAUUCAAAAAUUAAAGGGCGCCAAGCCACGUGUUAUACACGUGGACAGGUUGAAGCCCUACCAAGGAAGUCCGAUCGAUCCAUGGAGUACUCCCAGUAGGGCUCCCUCUUGUGACACCGAGAUCGGAGCAUGCGCUGAGAACGUACAAGGCCAUCUGAAGGAGUUGGAAUCUUCAGAUAAAGACGGUGUAGAAAACAAUCACCUGGUACCCUUGGAUGGUAAGGAUGGAGGAAACAUUCGUCUUGAACCCCUGUACGAUGCGCGUGGAGGGGACAGUCUUCUGGAAACCUCAAAUAAUGAGGAUGAGACCAGUUGUCGUGAGCCCCUUAAGGAUAUGGGCACAGAGAUAAAUACUUGCGCUGAAGGCGUAGAAGAGCAUCCCGAGGAGUUGCAUGACGGGGGUGUAGAAAGUAUACAGAAACCAUGGGGUAGCAAGGAUGCGGCAAGCAGUGUACAAAAAUCCAAAGAGACAAGGAGGUAUCCAAAGAGGGCGCACAGGUUGCCCCUAAGAUUCCGUUAA